Molecule: messenger RNA, 974 nt
Organism: Fusarium verticillioides 7600
Lineage: Eukaryota; Fungi; Ascomycota; Sordariomycetes; Hypocreales; Nectriaceae
Exons: 1
Coding region: 222-632 (136 amino acids)
Source: RefSeq, a predicted model, not a curated record
GCUUGUCGCGGAAGCCGAAGACAUCUAAACGCAUCCGAUCUAAUUAAAGCUGACCCGAGACUCUCACCCUCGCCUUCAAUCUCUGCAAGGCUGCCAUGGGAUUUGCACCCCUACAUUCCUUAUCACAAACAUUAUCAAGGACGGAUUAGGAUCAGAUCAUCCCGGCUGUAAAUCCCCUCGCUCGCUUGCAAUCAGCUCCAGUUUACUCCGUACAUGCCCAGAUGCUCCAUCGAAGACGUCAGCCAAACAGUCAGCAUCGCUUGACUCAUGCCAAAGUCCCCAAAAAUAUCCCCCAGGCGCAAAAUUACCAUCAAGCCACCCUCAUCUUGGCUCGUCAGCCUCUCCGUUGCAGCAAUAACAACAAUACCGUCUCUCCAAAGAUCCAACGCUUCAUGGCCUGUUUCAUAGCGACAUUUCACAAAGUGGCUGAGACUUGUCUAACAAAUACUGAUAAUUGGCUGAAACAACGGGUGAGGGAGACCUGGACUCUCCCUCCUAUUGUGACAUUGUCUGGUUUGCCACUUGUUCCAGCCUCAAAUCACCUGUCUCACUCGACUUCUGGUCUAUUGGGUUGUCCAGUCAAUAGCGAAGCGGGUGGCGCCGCCAAAGGUAGAGACCAUUGUUUGGUCUAGUCUUGCAGGCCGUCUAUAGCGUGUCCUGCUAAUCUGAGCACUUUGCACGGGUUGUUCGAGACUGAGGUGAUGAUUCAUUGCUUCUUUUCGCCUUGAUAUUGGAUGAGAUAUGAAUAUUGAUGCAAUUGCACAAAUCACAAGUGACAUAUCCUACUUCAUUUUCCGACACAAUUAUCUGAGGUCUCUCUCAUCAAUACACUUUGAACUGCUUCGUGAGCUACUGACCGUUUCGAUGCAAAGGAAUGCGGUUGUCUAGCCGCACCCGCCCUCGAAGGAGAUUUGUCUAAAGACAUGCUUAAACGGCUGACUAGAAGACGCUACUCGACUUCCAAGAAGUCCAUC